UAUUAAUCCACUCGUUAUUGUUAUCCCCUGUAAUUUUUUUUUUGUCAUACUUUGGAUAAAGCCUUGUUAUAGAUUUUCUCCGGAGCAGGGCUUCGUUCUCUCACGACGCGGGCGCGGCGCGGCGAGGCGAGAUCCGGACCGUAAGUAUGUCCAAGCUGGAUCAGGUUGAUAAUGUCAAGGGUGGCAACACCCUUGAUCUGACUAAUGAUGGAAGAGGCCAGCCUCAGGGAAUCCAUAGUUGGAUGCCAGAAACAGGAAAGGAAUGAUACCAAGAAGAGCGCAAUCCAUGCUGAAAUUGCAAGAGUUAAUCAGCUUCCUCCUAAUAGCAGCUAUGCUGUACAUCGCAUGCGUGUGCUGAACAAAAUUCUACACCUUAUGGCUAUUGAGAGGAGUAGGUCACAGGAUGAAGAGCUGGAGCUACUUUUUGCUGGGCUUUCUUUGUGAAGAUGAGCAUCUUGUUCAUUUAGCAAACAACCAAGGGACUUUUAUCAUGACGGAGAUGGAACCCAUGCAUCAUUGGGAGUACUUUAAUGGAAUGCGAGAAUCUGAUAGUCUUUGGUUCUGUUUAUACGAAAGCUUGGUUAUCUUUUCAUCUUUGAUUUGAUUAGUAAUGCAGUUAUAAUGGAAAUCUACAGUUAUCUGUAAAGGCCUUCUUUGUUUUCAUGGGGUUAAAGCAACUGCCGCUGCUGGAACCUUUACCCGCUAGAGAGGGGUUUUUGUAAAGAUGUUUUCUGUAUUAAUUUUGGUGGUGAAGCUUGUUAUUUGGAUUCUCCUUAAUGUUUCAUAUUUAAGUUGUGAGA
Messenger RNA from Dioscorea cayenensis subsp. rotundata (Guinea yam), 800 nucleotides. RefSeq lists its product as uncharacterized. Bases 205 to 444 code for a protein of 79 amino acids. Lineage: Eukaryota; Viridiplantae; Streptophyta; Magnoliopsida; Dioscoreales; Dioscoreaceae. The transcript has 4 exons. The record is from RefSeq and is a predicted model, not a curated record.